AGUCGCUCUUGACAAAACCUAUUUGGGUUAUGCCAUUAAUAAUAAAAAGAAUUUCACAUCUAUAGACGCGUCUGGUUUUGCUAUUUAUUUUAUUUGGUGCAGUUUCCUUUAGUUUAAUAUGGAUUCACCUCAUGCAGUUUGUCAAUUCUGCGAAAAGGUUGCAUUUAAAUAUACAUGUCCAAAAUGCAAUGCGCUGUAUUGUUCUAUCACUUGCUAUAAGACUCCAGAACACUUGAAAUGUACAGAAGCAUUUUAUAAAUCCUGUAUACAAGAAGAAUUAUCAUCGGAUAAUCGUAAUGACGUGAAGAAAAUAUAUGAAAUAUUAAAAAGCCUACACGAGACAGACGCUGGAAUAGAGCAUGAUUUUAACGCAGAAAAAACAGAAAGUGAUUUGGAUGAGGAUGAUAUUUCUGAUGAUGGUGAUAACGAUGGCAGUGAUGAUUACGAUGAGGAAGAUCUUGAAGAUAUUGCUACACGUAUGCAAAAUGUUGAUAUAAAUGAUGCGGACGAGGUCUGGGAACAUUUGUCAAUGAGUGAGCGUGCUGAAUUCAAAAAGUUAAUUGAGAACAACAAAAUAAUGGAUUUAGUGCCAGAGCAUAAACCGUGGUGGUCUUUAAAGAAAACAAAAAUAAUGGAGAUGAAUAACACCAAUAAUGAUACUCUUGUACCUGAAACUGAAAAAAAUAUACCAAAAUUUUCAAGUAUUUUUAGUAAAGCGCCAUCACCGUGUUUGCAUUAUAAUUUAUGGAAUAUAUUGUGCUCAUAUGCAGCGAUGGUGCGUCACUUCAAUGGCGAACACUCUACAACCCCAAUUGAAGCUGUUGCACAUUUGGUAAAUUUAAGUUUAACUUUAAAAUUUGGAACGAAUUUUGAGAGUGUUGACAAUGCUCUAACAACUGUAGAAAUUGAAGCGCUUAAUACGAAAGAUGUUGGCCUAGGCAUGUCAGAAAAUUUCGAACCAACUUAUUCGAUGGCAUUAUGCUCUCUAUUAAAACAUGAUGCUGAAUCCUUAAUGUCGUCCUGUCAUAACAAACUAGCAGCACUUAGCGACAUUUACCAUUUAAUAAAGAAGGCCACAAAUCAUUUAAAAAUAAGUGAUUCUAAAAAAGACGGUGAUUUUUUCAAAUUAUUCGCCGUAUGUAACGGAAGUGUUAUGCUGGAUCGAAAAAAAUUAUUACAUUUAACAAAAAAAAUCCAGUUUUUAUUAUCAUACGUUAAUAUUGACAAUGAAGAACUAUUUGAAAAGAACAAUAAAAAAUGAUCUGAAUACUUAUAAAUAUAAA
Molecule: messenger RNA, 1283 nt
Organism: Bactrocera tryoni
Lineage: Eukaryota; Metazoa; Arthropoda; Insecta; Diptera; Tephritidae
Product: zinc finger HIT domain-containing protein 2
Exons: 2
Coding region: 119-1261 (380 amino acids)
Source: RefSeq, a predicted model, not a curated record